This is a messenger RNA of Kwoniella botswanensis, 795 nucleotides long. RefSeq lists its product as uncharacterized. The coding region runs from base 1 to 795 and encodes 264 amino acids. The transcript has a single exon. The record is from RefSeq and is a predicted model, not a curated record. Lineage: Eukaryota; Fungi; Basidiomycota; Tremellomycetes; Tremellales; Cryptococcaceae.
AUGACUUUCAUACCUUCAAACGAUUUCUCCCAGGCUCCCAGCCCCGUGUCUACAGCCACGCGAGGAUCUGAUGAAAGUUCAUCUCAAAAUGAUACUGACGGAAAGAAUGCAAGCUUUGCAAAUUCCACUUCAACGAAAAACGAAGAAGAUGUACUGGACAAGGCAGGCACCUCGCAUUCGACUCAGCACUCAGCUUUUCUUCACUCUACGAACAGGUUGAAGUUCUCAGGUUAUGGCGAGACGGCCAAUAAGACAAGAAUAACGCUUCUCAUCACUUCAUGCAUGUCAUGUCCUUGGACAGGCAAACCCAUACAUGGGGAAAACCUAGCAUGGGCAAUGACAGAUGUGUGGACUUUCAAAGAUAGUCCUCCGCCCGACGUAAGGAUGAUGGAUCAUUUGAGGAAAUACACCAAAGAGUUCUCAUGCGAAAUCGAGAGCGCUCUAGCUGGGCAAUGGUCAGUCAAACAAGGAAAGGAUCCAGUCAUUUACAAAAGAGUAACGGACACAAUCGAAAGCCUAUGCAUCUCCGGUGCUUACAAGAUCGCUCAAGGUCUUAAGUCGACUCAUUUCCCACCCGAAGUGGCAUCUACACUUAAUUCAGAGAUUGAGGUCAAGGUCCUCGAUCCAGAAUCAUUCAUGGCGUUUGACCCUCCAGUGACUAAAGGUUGGUUCAAACAGCAACCUUACGAUAAGGAUGAAUAUAAACGAUUUCUGGCAAGUAUUGAGAAGCCCUCUUUACAGAACAGCCAAGAGGAUACUUCGGCAUAUGUUAAGCGCGAGCCGGAUCUGCUUUAA